UCUUUGGGUUGCUCCCAUGGCAUAUGGAGGUUCCCAGGCUAGGGGUCGAAUCAAAGCUGUAGCCACCGGCCUACGCCAGAGCCACAGCAAUGCGGGAUCCGAACCGCAUCUGCGACCUACACCACAGCUCACGGCGACGCCGGAUCGUUAACCCACUGAGCAAGGGCAGGGACGGAACCCGCAACCUCCUGGUUCCUAGUCGGUAUUCGUUAACCACUGCGCCACGAUGGGAACUCCGUUUGGGGUCAUUCCUUUUAUUUCGGCUUCUAUUUUCUGGUCCUUCCAUUUGUAGUUGGUGACAGACUGUCAUGCAGCUUUGCCUGCCAAUAAGGGGCUUCUUUACUGGCCAUGAUUACAAGCACAACACCAACAAGUUUCAGCCAUGGAAAUCUCGGUACAAAUGACAAAUGCUGUGGUUUCAUCAUAUGUGCAGCUCUGAAACAAAGAUUGAAAUUUCCUUGAUUCUUUCCAUUUUGCUGACAGCAAAUAGGACCAAACUGUAUCAGUUGUGGUAUAUCAAUUGUGAACCCUCACAAUUGUGCAGUAAAAUGAAGGAAUUCUUGAGAAGUCUUCCUCCUCAUCAAGGCAAAAAUUAAACAAGUUUUCAUCUCACUUCAUUCAACAUUACUGGUUAAUUUUAUUUUGACUUUUAAAAGGCAUUAUUAAAUAUACAAUUAAUUAACAGUGGAAUCACUUAUUUUACUGUACAGUACUUAGGAUGCUCCAAAAAAAUCAGGUGAAUUGAUCUGUGCUUUAAAAGCCAGCAAAUUCAGGCCCCAGCUACAAGAUAGGGAAUUCCAGAAAAAUAACCAGGACUGAGAAGGUGAGCUUAACUUUGAACUCCCACUAUUGACUGUGGAUGCUGCAAGAGGAAAUAUCAUUGCUUCCAAAUAUCUGGCCUGAAUAUUGCUGCAAUAAAAUAAAGCAUCUUUCUAAGGCUAAACAAUAAAGGAAACCAUUUAGAGUGUCACAGUUUGGGUGAUUCAGGAAGUGAAGAGGUAGUCUGUGUUCUGGAUAUUGUGGAAAUGAAAAUGAUUUGAUUCUGUUUUGAAGAGUAGUUGUUCUUUUUUCAUUGUGCCUCUCACACUUAGAAAGUUCACGCUUCCACCCAAUCAGACCCUACUUGUUCCAGCCAUUCUCCAGAUUCGUAUGUGUACCCUCUGACAGAUCAAAGGGGAUAAUCCUUUCUAUUAUAAAUGUCAAAAUAAUUGGUUAUUAAGAUUAUCUAAAGAUGCUAGUUCCAUAAGUAAUUUAAAACUUCAUAUUUUUAGGUAGAGCAGCAUUUAAAGCACACAACCCUCUUCCCUCUUUCCUGGUCAAAGAAUAAUGAGCAGAGUCCACCCUGCAAUUGGUGGUUUUUGGUGUUGGGAUUUGGGGAGGCACCAUGGAUAAACUGCUUUGUGAGGGUCAAUAUAAACAGAAAUUUGGGAGUUAUACAUUGUAUAGCCGUAGGCUCCCUUUGAUGAAUUUCAAGUUAAAUACUGUUACCUAAAGUGUGCUGUAUAGAGGGAAAUGGAAUUCCAUAUGAAAAACCAAUAUACAGGGUCAUCCUUGUGGUAUAUAUUUGAAAGCUUACGCUGUUGCAUUGCAAAGAAUCAAGUUAUUUCCCCUUUUAUUACCUCAUUAAAUGAGCAUUAUUUUUUAUUCAGUAGAAAUGACAGGCAGCAGGGCCCAUCUCCUUCCAUACUGGUCCACUGACAUAUGUGGUGAGCCUCCCCCCAGGCUCUCAGUUCCUCUGAUCUCCUCAGCAACCUCAGGAUUACCACAAAACACAAAAUUUACUGAUGUCACCUUUUAAAAAGUAGCAACAUUAUAAUCAUCCCAACUUGGUUUCUUUGCAGUUCUCCUGGAGAUAUAAACAGUGUUAGAUAAGUAUACAGUAGAGUUUUUUGUUUUCUAUACUAUGGCUGUGAUCAGUAAUGGCCAGCACGUGCUCCAGCCUAGGAACCCAUCAAGAUGGCAGGGCACCUGAAAUCCCAAAGGAAGCCUGAAAUGUCUGGAUGGCUGCUGGUUUAUGUCAGCAUCAUCACAUGUGGAAACCUUCAGAUCUCCUGGUGCCUUAAUGAAUGAGAUAGAGUCAUUGUUGGUUCCACAAUACAAAGAGGAACGGUGCAUUGUAAGGUGAAAGCCAGCAAUAGUUCACAAUGCUGUACUGUGUGUAGCCCAAAAAAAAGCCAAAAGCCACGUCGGUUACAUUAUGCCGUCCCAGCAUGACCCUGGAGAGGCCCAAGAUGAAGGCCCAUAGUACCACCAACACCCUCAACGGAAUGGCUAGCACCAGGUGGUUCAGGAUGAACCGCGACACUAGAGCGGCCCUCGUGGCGUGGCCCGAGGGGAAGGAGUACUUGUCCACAGAAAGGGUGAAAAACAUGUCCAUUUGGUUGUGGGUCGGGCGGCGUCUGCGGACCAGCCCCUUGAUCAGGGCCACCAGGAGCAAGUCCAGAAGCAGAGCGAAGAGCAGGUUCGUUAGAACUUCGCGCCCGGCCCAGCUGUCGCUCCUGGACAGGCAGUACAGGGUGCCCAGCAGCCAGGGGAUGCCGUGUCCCGAGAUCUCCAGUAGUUUCAUAAGGGGCCGCACGCUGCCCCAGGAAGAGCUCUCCCCCGCGCACACCCCCAGCUUCUUGGACAGCCACAGGUCAAUGGCCAGCAGGGAGCGCAGGGCGAUGCCCAGAAAGGACGGGUUCAGGUCCAAGCGAUCCUCCUCGGGCAGUAGGGGCGGGGACGCCUGCGAGGGGUUUGUCCCGGCCAGCGGGAACGAGCCGCGGCGGUGCACGGGGCUCUCGGACGCGCGGAGCCGGGCGCAGGUGGGGUCGGCGCACGGCGUGCGGCUGUUGAGUAGGGACUGGAACUCGAACCUGCUGCUGCUGCCGCCGCCGCCGCCGCCGCCGCCGCCGCCAUGGACAGGGCUACCGGGGCUGCUGGUGCUCGCGGCGCAGGCACCCAGCGGGCGUCCCUCGAUGUUCCUCCGGGGGCUCGACAUUGCCGCGUGCGGCCUGGACCGCAGGACCCGACAGGCCUAAGGGGAGAAUUCUCGGCCUUGCACCCUCUUCCGCUUCCGCGUGGCCAUCCUGGAGGGGCGGGGAGAGGAGCCAGUGAGAGGACGAUUGUGACACCUGGCGGAGACAUUUCUUGCCCAGGGGUGUUCCUUCCUGACAAGCACGAUGUGUUCCUUGGUGUUUACCUCCUGAAUCAGUACCUAGAGACAGACUGUCUUCCUUCUGUAUUCCCUAUUAUGAUUCAGCGGAGCAUGAGGUUUGAAAAGGUAUUUGAAAAUGCAAUAGAUCCUGGAGCUGUAGCAGACAUCUUAGAAAGCUUUCUAACCAGGUUUGAGUUAAUACAGCUAGUGCCUCCAGAAUGGGAAGAGUUGGCCUACUAUGAAGAAAACACACGGGACUUUCUUUUCCCUGAGCCCAGGCUGACACCUUCACACCCUGGGAUGUGUAGAGAGGUACUCAUGAAAACAGUUGCAGGUUUUCCAGGCAUUGCUCCUAAAAUAGAGUUUUCUACGAGGACAGCCAUCAGAGAACGAGUGUUUCUGCAUAGAAACAGAUUUCUUGAAGAAAGAUAUAAGUCACAAAGGCCUUUAUCAACAUCAUCUGGACCAAAAUUCCCUUUAAGUAGUGUAAAGAUGAAGCUCAGGGAGAGUAAUCUCGACAGACUGCCCCAAGGCUUGCAAUCCCGGCCAUCCUCUCCAUAUUCCACCAGGCGUUUCUUUCAGGACCAGCCAGCUCAUCUGAACCUUGGGAAUAAUUUCAAAAUACCCAGAGAAAGCAGACCUCCAUUCGUAGUAAGACACGUGGAUAGUGCAAAGCCCUUUGGUGAGAACAGUUCAGAGCAUCAUUCCCAGAAAUCUAGAAGAAAAUGUAACUUUUCAAACUUUCCAUUUCCAGUGAGAAGAGCUUCUUCUCUUGACAGCCUUGCAGCUAACGUAAAGGUUGUCAAAGAGCCAGAUGAACGAAUUGUUUUAAGGAGUGAAUCACCAUCAUCUUUAGAUUCAAGUAAAUUUGGAAAGCCCUUGCCCAGUUACAGUAACCAAGGGGAUGCCGAUUUCCACUGGGAGACUUCACUUGCCACUUCCCAGCACUCCAGAUCUCCCAGACCUCUUCUGGAUCAGCCCCUUCUCCAAGAAAGGUUCCACCCUGGGUCCCUGUCCACAGGGAAGAAGAUCCAUGAAAGGGUUUGCAGCCUUUUGACAUCGCACAGAGCUCAGCAACACCUGAGCAAGGAAGACUCCAUCUCUGAAGUAAAUUAUAUCCUUGAAAGACCAAGCUACCCUCUGAAGAAAUACCCAGUGCAUGAGCAGAGAUUUUUUUAAGCUGCUGUCCUACGGGAAAUGGAAUGAAAACUGGAGGAGCAUCAUGAACUCACUCAUCGAGUCAACAACAAUUUUUGUUCUGUAUAUCGAAUCACCAGUGUCUGUCUCCCUUUAAAUCAAACCUGUACCCAGUCUUUUGUCCCCAGGUAAGAGUCAGUGAUUAAAGUGUUUGCUGUUUGGGGCUCAUAUUUUCUUGUUAAGCUGGGAAAUUUGUGUUUUAGUUUAUUUGUAUGUUUGUUUGGGGCUUGAAAUAAAAAUAACAAUAGUUGGGUGGCAGGUCCUUUUUCAUUUGGAAAGCAUGUCUUAGAAUUCUGAUGAAAACGUCAAGAAGCCUUUUAAGGUGUUCAGGUGUUUCAGGUGAUUUUUGGCAGUGAGUGUGUUCUUGAAAAGUUCUUUUUUUCCCUCUUUCCUCUUUCUUUCCUCCUUCUCUCUCUCCCUCACCACUCCCCCACCUCUAUUUCCUUCCCUUCCCUUUCUUCUUAACAUUUUCCAUGAACUUGAGGAAGUUGUUAUUUAGAGGAAUAACCUGAGGUAUCUUCUAGAAAAAGACUGUCAUCCUUAUUUUCCAUUUUUGGUAAAUCUGUUUGUGUGUGUGUGUGUGUGUGUGUGUGUGUGUGUGUGUGUGGUUGUUUGUUUGCUUUUUAGCAGUAGGCUUGAUUUACAUGAAAUGCCCUGAAAACCUAGGAAGGGAAUGUUACUUCUGGAGAAUUCAGAUCUUGUUUUAAGGGUUUACAAAUGUCUGUGAUCUGUUUGUAGGAGGAGGCUGACUUCUUUGGACUGUAGUUUAAACUACUCCUUCUGUCACCACCCCUCCUUUCCCUCCAGCACUUCUUAAUACAUUUAUAUGAGGAACAAAACCUUCAAAUAUUUCUCUGAAAGAACUAUGCUAAGUUUGGCAGAUACGGCUGCCAAAAUUACUUAGAAGACCUUUAUGAAAUGCUUACUCAGGUUGAGGAACAAGAAGAAGAUGGGGAUGGGUUGAAGUGGACAUUUGUCUUCAUGGCUAGAGCCCCAGAAAAGAGGGGGCCUGAAAAAGGAAACCUUUGUCUUUCCUUCACAUUAUAAUCUGAGCACUUUCCUCCUACCAUCCCCAAACUCUUCACUUUUCACAAGAUUCACUGAGAAUCAAGUUUUCUCACAGAAGACUGGUUCAUUAGGUGAAUUAGGAAAACUAAAUUAAAAAUUAAAGGAGAAAAAAUUCCAAAAGUAAAAAUAAAACAUUUAUCCCCUUCUCAGAAUUUCAGCCCAAUAAAGGUAUAUAGCACAACAAGCAUUCUACUUUUGAAAAACAGACAAUAUGCUUAAAUGAUACCUGUGUAUAUGUUCUCAGUGUGUUUGCAACUAUAGUUGUCAAUUUGUUAUUUUGAUGUCUAAGUAGUCUUCAAUAAAUGAAAAAUACUGUUAUGGCAUUAAGACUAUGGUACAGGAGUUCCCGUUGUGGCUCAGUGGAAACGAAUCUGACUAGUAUCUAUGAGGACACAGGUUCAAUCCCUGGCCAUGAUCAGUGGGUUAAGGAUCCAGCAUUGCUAUGAGCUGUGGUGUAGGUUGCGGACAAGGCUCAGAUCUGGUGUUGCUGUGGCUGUGGUGUAGGCCGGCGGCUGCAGCUCCAAUUAGACCCCUAGCCUGGGAACCUCAUUAUGCCACCAGUGCAGCCCUAAAAAAAAGACAAAAAAAAAAAAGACUAUGGUACAAUUCUCAGAAAAGGGCCACUUGGGAAGAAGGAUAUGAGCAGCUGAAGGAGGUCAGCUCUGAUGAAUUAGUAUCUUCUGUCAGUUAUUGUUCACAUACACAUUGUGAUACUCACUGUUCAGUGUUUUUAAUAGUUUGAGCAUAACUUCUUAAUUCAGAUUAGGGAUAAGAUCUUAAAUGCUCAUUUUUAUUUAAAAAUUUUUUUUCACUUCACAAAUCAAUCUGUCUUUUGUUCACUUUCUGAUCUGAUAACUCUAUUAUUUAAGUUAUUCUUACUAUACCUUUUUAUUUCUCAAGGAGUUAUUUUGGUUUUGAGGAAUUAUGUUGGGGCCAGAACUGCAGCAGGACUGUGCUUUUGGAGUAUAUAGUAACAUAUAUAAUUUUGUGAUGUAUUGAGUCUCAGAUUACGUUGGGAAGAUCUAUGUCAUUAAACGUUAAUAAAAAUUCCCACCUGUCUCGCUUCAA
Molecule: messenger RNA, 6469 nt
Organism: Sus scrofa (pig)
Lineage: Eukaryota; Metazoa; Chordata; Mammalia; Artiodactyla; Suidae
Source: RefSeq, a predicted model, not a curated record